Molecule: messenger RNA, 1845 nt
Organism: Etheostoma spectabile (orangethroat darter)
Lineage: Eukaryota; Metazoa; Chordata; Actinopteri; Perciformes; Percidae
Gene: dnpep
Product: aspartyl aminopeptidase
Biological process (GO): proteolysis
Molecular function (GO): aminopeptidase activity; zinc ion binding
Source: RefSeq, a predicted model, not a curated record
UCGCUGUCGCGCUGCGUCUGGAAAACAACGCCUGGUUCUUUCUCUGCAGCCGUCAGCUGAUCUGGGUUAUCGGGCUGUGCUGUUGCGCCGGAGUUUGAAAGUGUAAUUAUUAAUGCAGUCUUUGGUCAUGAAGAGCUCCAAAGAGGCCGUGCAGUCCGCAGCCAAGGAGUUCCUGCACUUUGUCAACAAAGGAGUGUCUCCAUAUCACGUGGUCGAGGAGUGCCGGCGGCGGCUGUUGGCGGCGGGCUUCAUCGAGCUGAAGGAGUCGGACCAGUGGGACAUCAAGCCGUCCAGCAAGUACUUCGUGACCAGGAACUUCUCCAGCCUGAUCGCCUUCGCCGUGGGCGGACGCUUCCUGCCGGGAAACGGCUUCUCCAUGAUCGGCGCCCACACAGACAGCCCCUGCCUCAGGGUGAAGCCCAGGUCUAAGAGGACGAAGCAGGGCUGUCUGCAGGUGGGGGUGGAGUGCUACGGCGGCGGCAUCUGGAACACCUGGUUCGACCGGGACCUGACCAUCGCGGGCCGCGUCAUGGUCAAGAAAGACGGCCAGCUGGUCCAGAGGCUGUUCCACGUGCCGCGGCCUCUGCUGAGGAUCCCUCACCUGGCCAUCCACCUGCAGAGGGACGUCAACGACGCCUUCGGGCCCAACAAGGAGAACCACCUCGUGCCCAUCAUCGCCACCGUGGUUCAGGAGGAGCUCGAGACGGGCUGCGCCUCCUCCGGAGACGCUGCCUGCGCCACGAACACGGUGGAGAAGCACCACCCAGCGCUGGUGAACGUGCUGUGCUCAGAGCUGGGCGUCGAACCGGAGACCCUGCUGGACUUUGAGCUCUGUCUGGCCGACACUCAGCCCGCGGCGUUGGGCGGUGUGUACCAAGAGUUCAUCUACUCUCCUCGUCUGGACAACCUCCACAGCUGCUACUGCGCCCUGCAGGGGCUGAUGGAGUCCUGCUCAGGAGACUCUCUGGCCAAAGACCCCAACGUCCGCAUGAUCACUCUGUACGACAACGAGGAGGUGGGGUCCGAGAGCGCCCAGGGGAGCCCAUCCAACCUGAGACUCAUCCUCAGCCGCCUCUCCGCCUCCGCCUCCAACCGCACCUCCAGCACAGAGCUGCAAACGCUCUCCUUCAUGAUCAGCGCCGACAUGGCGCACUCUGCCGUGCACCCCAACUACCUCUCAAAGCAUGAGGAGAACCAUCGUCCCGCCUUCCACAAGGGCACAGUGAUCAAGUUCAAACAGAACCAGCGUUACGCACACCGCGUAACGGAGUACGUGGUGAGAAGAGGUGCUUGUCGUGUCUCCUUCCCCCUGCAGGACGUGAUGGUCCGGAACGACAGUCCCUGUGGAACCACCAUCGGACCCAUCCUGGCGGCCCGCCUCGGCGUCCCCGUGGUGGACAUCGGGGCGCCGCAGCUCUCCAUGCACUCCAUCAGGGAGAUGUGCUGCACCUCCAGCGUCCUGCAGAGCACCACCCUCUUCAAGGGUUUCUUCGAGCUGUUCCCCUCAGUGAGGAGCACGCUGGUUGUCGACUAGAGACGGGAGGAACCCCCAAACUGAUGGAAACUGAUGGAAACUAAGGGUGUCAUUUUCAACAUGUUACUCCAACUCAGGCUGAUACAGAAUAUCAACAUUUGAAAUUGUAUAAAAAGCAUAAAAUGUCAUCGUUUUAAUGUUGAAAAUGACAAUCGUUUCUUAAAAAGUGAUUUCCCAGUGGUAGACGGAUGUCUGUAAUAGAGCCCAGUAUGCUGUGAUCACACCUCUGAUAAAGAAAGCAAUACUCAAGCACUUCUUGAUCUUUCUUAUUAACUGAAAUUGUUUAGAAAAUAAUAAAAGGCUGAAAGGUU